GACUGCUGGUGGCCAGUGUCGCCGCGUCCAGCUCGGUGCCACGCCCCGGCCGGUGCUGCGGGAGCCCCAGCCAUGCUGUUCUGGCAUACGCAGCCCGAACACUACAACCAGCACAACUCUGGCAGCUACCUGCGUGAUGUGCUGGCUCUGCCCAUCUUCAAGCAGGAGGAACCACAGCUGUCUCCUGAGAAUGGGGCCCACCUGCCACCCCUGCAGUACGUGCUGUGUGCUGCCACCUCCCCAGCUGUGAAGCUACAUGAAGAGACCUUGACAUAUCUCAAUCAAGGUCAGUCAUAUGAAAUCCGACUGCUGGAGAAUCGAAAGCUAGGGGACUUCCAAGAUCUGAACACGAAAUACGUGAAGAGUAUCAUCCGUGUAGUUUUUCAUGACCGCCGGCUGCAGUACAUGGAGCACCAGCAGUUGGAGGGCUGGCGGUGGAGCAGGCCUGGGGACCGCAUCCUGGACAUUGAUAUUCCACUGUCUGUUGGUAUCUUGGACCCCAGGGCUAGCCCAACCCAACUGAAUGCCGUGGAGUUUUUGUGGGAUCCAGCAAAGAGAGCAUCUGCAUUCAUUCAGGUGCACUGUAUCAGCACAGAAUUCACCCCCAGGAAGCAUGGGGGUGAGAAAGGAGUGCCUUUUCGGGUGCAGAUUGACACGUUUAAGCAGAAUGAGAAUGGGGAAUACACGGAGCAUCUCCACUCUGCCAGCUGCCAGAUCAAGGUGUUCAAGCCAAAGGGAGCUGACCGGAAACAGAAAACUGACCGGGAAAAGAUGGAAAAAAGAACAGCUCAGGAGAAGGAGAAGUACCAGCCAUCCUAUGAAACCACCAUCCUCACUGAGUGCUCUCCGUGGCCUGAUGUAGCCUACCAGGUGAACAGUGCUCCAUCCCCAAGCUAUAAUGGCUCUCCCAACAGCUUUGGCCUCGGUGAAGGCAACACCUCACCUACGCACCCAGUGGAGCCCUUACCCCAGGGCAGUGAUCACCUGCUCCCCUCAGCCUCUAUCCAGGACGCACAACAGUGGCUGCACCGCAACCGCUUCUCACAGUUCUGCCGGCUCUUCGCCAGCUUCUCGGGUGCUGACCUGUUGAAAAUGUCUAGAGAUGAUUUGGUCCAGGUUUGUGGCCCUGCAGAUGGGAUUCGACUCUUCAAUGCCAUCAAAGGCAGGAAUGUGAGGCCAAAGAUGACCAUCUAUGUCUGUCAGGAGAUGGAGCAGAACCAACUACCCUUGCCACAGAAGCAGGAUGGCAGUGGGGACAAUAGCCUGUGUGUGUACCACGCCAUCUUCCUGGAAGAGCUGACCACCCUGGAGCUGAUCGAGAAGAUCGCCAACCUGUACAGCAUCCCCCCGCAGCACAUCCACCGGGUUUAUUGGCAGGGCCCCACUGGCAUCCAUGUGGUGGUGAGCAAUGAGAUGGUUCAGAAUUUCCAAGAUGAGUCUUGCUUUAUGCUCAGCACGUUGAAAGCAGAGAGCAAUGACGGCUACCACAUCAUCCUGAAGUGUGGACUCUGAGCAGCUGCGACCUGCACCUGUCCCCACCCCAUGGACCCCUGGCUGUAGAAGUCACACCAUUGUCAGCUGCUGUUUCACCUAAGGAGCUCUGGGUCUCUGCCCAGACCAGGAAAGCUAACGACAGCCGUGGACACCAAGUCUGCCAUGCAGAAAGCCAGUGGCUGCCUUCUCCCUUCUCUUGGCUUUCAGCUUUCUAACAGUUCCUCGUCCUGUUUCCCAGGCAGACAGUGGGGACGUACAUUUCUUGCACCCUGGCCCUGUAGAUGGCAGCUCCUUGGUUGGUCCCUCCCCACUACUUUUAUACCUCCCCUGUUCCGCAUCUCCCUCUUGGGCCACUGGCUUCAUGGCUGGCUCUGCCAACCAGGGACACCUUGUACAGCUCUCCUACCCAAUACCGAUGUCCCUUCCAGGUGACCCUGGUGGUGACCUCUCUCCUGUUCUUGGAUGAAUUACUAGGACUGGGGCUAUUUAUUUCGUGCCUUCCAACUCUUUCUCUGUUGCCUUGUUUCUAAAAUUUUGCUUCAGUCAAACCUAGCAGCCUGUACACGUUUCUGCCUUGACAUGGUAGAUUCCACAGUGCACCUGUGUAACCUCUCAUGGGCACUGUGUUUAGUUCAUUUUCUGUUGCUGUAAUAAAAUACCCUGACAAAGGCAACUAAAUGCAGCCAGGGCUUGUUUGGGCUCUUAGAAUGUUAAAGUCAUAGAUUCCAUACACAAAGGAUACAGAGGGGAGAACAGGAAGUAGUACACUGUUACAAGCCCUCAGUGACCACCCCCAGUGGCAUACGUCCUCAGACAACACCCCCAGCUGGGACCACAUGUUCAAAUACACGAGCCUCAUUCAAACCACACAUUUUGCCCCAUGUGACCUCUCACAGAUGCGAGAGGAGAUAGCACAGAACUUGCUCACCAGCAAAGCAGAAUGAAAACAAAUGAUUCCUCUUGGGCUGCUCCAGUGCAGAAUGCCCACCGAAGAGGUGUGGAUUGCAUUGAAUCCAGUGACCUUGACCAUCAGUUUAGAACUCUGGCUUGGAGCAUGGCUCAGUAGACCCCUUGCCUAACAAGUAUGUAAUAAUGGGUACCAUCCCAGUACUGCAGCAGGAGGAGUUUGUGGAAUUUUUUUUUUUUUAAUUUUCAAGACAGGGUUUCUCUGUAACAGUCCUAGUGGAAACUAGCUCUUGUAGACCAGGCUGGCCUUGAACGCCUGCCUCUGCCUCCCAGUACAGAGAUUAAAGGCUUGAGCCACCACUGCCUUGACAGCCUUGGUUGGUCAGAUCUCCUAGGGGAGGUGUCUUCUCUGCAUUGUUCUAACUUAAGAGUGUCUUUUCCCAAUUGUAGGUGUCUAGGGUAUUUAGGGUACUGUUUUGUUGCUAUGCUUUAGUCACCUUUUUAAAAAAUUAUUGAUUUUUAUUGAGCUCUACAUUUUUUCUUUGCUUCUCUCCCUUCCUCUCCCCUCUUCUUCUACCCUCUCUCAUGGUCUCCAUGCUCCCAGU
Messenger RNA from Arvicola amphibius (Eurasian water vole), 3005 nucleotides. It is a transcript of the gene Tfcp2l1, whose product is annotated as transcription factor CP2 like 1. The record is from RefSeq and is a predicted model, not a curated record. Gene Ontology annotation, biological process: regulation of transcription by RNA polymerase II. The coding region runs from base 73 to 1512 and encodes 479 amino acids. Gene Ontology annotation, cellular component: nucleus. Lineage: Eukaryota; Metazoa; Chordata; Mammalia; Rodentia; Cricetidae. The transcript has 15 exons. Gene Ontology annotation, molecular function: RNA polymerase II cis-regulatory region sequence-specific DNA binding; DNA-binding transcription activator activity, RNA polymerase II-specific.